Erythranthe guttata (spotted monkey flower) is the source of this 582-nucleotide messenger RNA. NCBI's taxonomy places the organism in Eukaryota, Viridiplantae, Streptophyta, Magnoliopsida, Lamiales, Phrymaceae. The record is from RefSeq and is a predicted model, not a curated record.
AUACGAUACGGUUUGUCGCUUAUUUGCAGUGUCCUGGUUAGGAAAAAGACGAAUAUUGGCUUGAUAGCUACUGAUUUCCAAUGUUUGAUUUCCGAACUUUCACUGUCGGGAUUAGUCAUCGGCUAUCCUUUUGAUAGGCAAAAGAGCAGCCCAACCGCGGUGCAAGUGAAGCUUUUUGUCGAUGAACUUACGAAAACAGGGAAAUUUGAAGAUUUAAAGUAUACCUUUUGGGAUGAGUGCUUCACUUCUAAGAGUGUCGAAUUUCUGCUGAAGCCUUUGUCGUUGCACCCAGUGCAACACAAGACAAUUUCGGACAAAUUUGCUGCUGUUGGAAUCCUUCAGGGGUACCUGGAUUUUGCCAACAGGAGUCAAGAUCAAAAUCAAGAAAGUCAACUGUUCUCAAAUGAAAAUGAUUUGGAGUCUGAGACUAUCAAUUAGUGUUGGCCUGAAAAAUAGUUGUACUUGUAGCACUAGAGAAAUUAAAAUUAAAAAUUGUAAUAAUGACUGUAGAGUAUUAAAUUAUCCAAUGAAUUUAGUUUCAAGGGAAAUAUAUAAUUCCGAUUUAAUUUGAUGAUUAAAUUU